This is a messenger RNA of Triticum dicoccoides, 2125 nucleotides long. Its product is annotated as amino acid transporter AVT6A-like. NCBI's taxonomy places the organism in Eukaryota, Viridiplantae, Streptophyta, Magnoliopsida, Poales, Poaceae. Gene Ontology annotation, molecular function: L-amino acid transmembrane transporter activity. Bases 371 to 1756 code for a protein of 461 amino acids. The record is from RefSeq and is a predicted model, not a curated record. Gene Ontology annotation, biological process: amino acid transmembrane transport. The transcript is spliced from 5 exons. Gene Ontology annotation, cellular component: membrane.
GAGUGGGCUCAAGAAGCUUUCUCCACAGCAUCGCUCUGGCCAUUUCCUCCGUUAACUAAUCUGUUCCGCUUCUGUCGCUUCGACGCCACGGGAGGGAAUCCCCGCCGCCAAUCCGGUAGCUGAGGAAUCCUGGGUCCUCCCCAGCGAAAUUCGUGGCGGACCUGAUCUCAGCUCGAAGAUCUGUAGUAGCGCUCUCUGUAUCUCCCGCCGCCGCGCGUUGAAAUUCAUGGUUGUUCUUCAAGCUCCGGCUCUCGAGGCAUUCUGAUUCGGAAAUCGCUUCUUCCUGGAGUCAUAGGAAUCAGCUAUUCCGCAAAGAUUGUGCUUUUCACUUCUGUUGGAUUCUUCCGUUAGAGCGGCGGCCUCUCCGGAGAUGACGACCGGGGCCGUCACGGAGAGCUUCCCGGAGAGCAGCGAGCCGCUGCUCCCGACGAAGCGGCGAUGGGAGGGAGAGGACGGCGGCGGCGACGAGGCCGCCUUCCACGAGUUCAACGGCGCCUCCUUCGCCGGCGCGGUGUUCAACCUGUCCACCACCAUCGUCGGCGCCGGCAUCAUGGCGCUGCCGGCGACCAUGAAGGUGCUCGGCCUCGUCCCUGGGCUGGUCAUGAUCGUGCUCGCCGCCUUCCUCACCGACGCCUCCGUCGAGCUGCUCAUGCGGUUCAGCCGCGUCGUCGGCGCGCCGUCCUACGGCGCCGUCAUGGGGGACGCCUUCGGGUGGUGGGGAAGGAGGCUGCUCCAGGUCUGCGUCGUGGUCAACAACGUCGGGGUCAUGAUCGUGUACAUGAUUAUUAUAGGUGAUGUGCUUUCUGGAACGUCCUCUGGUGGUGAGCACCACUAUGGUGUAUUAGAAGGAUGGUUUGGUACACACUGGUGGAAUGGGCGAUUCUUUGUUCUCCUGGUUACUACUCUCGGUGUAUUUACUCCACUAGCGUGUUUCAAGCGUGUCGAUUCACUGAGCUAUACAUCCGCCAUAUCUGUUGCUUUGGCAGUUGUAUUCGUUGUUAUCACUGCCGGAAUUGCUAUUGUGAAAUUGAUACACGGACAAAUUCCGAUGCCCAAAUUGUUCCCUGCAGUUCCUGAUUUGGCAUCUGUCUGGGAACUUUUCACAGCAGUGCCAGUUCUUGUCACUGCUUAUGUUUGUCAUUAUAACGUUCACCCAAUCCAUAAUGAACUCAAGGAGUCUUCCCAGAUCAAGCCAAUAGUGCACACAUCACUGGCUCUAUGCUCAACUGUUUAUAUCACAACAAGUUUCUUUGGAUAUCUUCUGUUUGGUGAAUCUACACUCGCUGAUGUGCUCGCUAACUUCGAUUCAAACCUCGGCAUUCCAUAUAGUUCAGUUCUUAGUGAUGCUGUCAGAGUCAGCUAUGCUAUCCACCUUAUGCUCGUGUUCCCCAUGAUAUUCCACGCACUGCGGCUUAAUCUGGAUGGGCUUCUCUUUUCCUCUGCAAGGCCCUUAUCUUCUGAUAACAGAAGGUUUGGUGUAAUGACAGUGGUGCUCCUCCUUGUGAUUUUCAUAUCCGCAAACUUCAUUCCUAGCAUCUGGGAUGCCUUCCAGUUUACCGGGGCUACUGCUGCUGUUUGUAUUGCCUUCAUUUUCCCAGCUGCAAUCACUUUAAGGGAUCCACACAGCAUAGCGAAAAAGUGGGACAAGAUUCUGGCCAUCUUCAUGAUUGUUCUUGCAGUCACUUCGAACGUAGUAGCAGUGUACAGUGAUGCAUAUUCGAUAUUCCACAAGAAAAGUGCCUCCUCCAAUGCCUGAGCUGCAUAACCUAUAGAGGAGUCAAGGGUGAAGGGUGAAUUGAUAUGAAUGGUGGUUUGUACAUUACUUAGUCAAUAAGAACAUCAUUUAAGAGGGUGCUUGUGGAUCGGCUUUGCGAAUUAUUUGGUGGACCACCGUCGACUCAAUUGUGUUGAGUCGGAUGCUUGUAUCUAUGGGAUGGAUGUGCAAAAUUCGGACAAGGUUCUUUUGUGCAAUGUACAUUACAAGACAGUCCUGUCAAAUGUGAGAUUACAGUUAUUACGGUGACAUGUAAAUGGUUGUUUUUGCUGUUGCAAGGACAUUGUAUUCGUUAUCAGAUACUUAUUGGAAUAAUGAAUUCUAUAAGCAGUGUGCUUAUUGCUUAUGGUA